Messenger RNA from Paramecium octaurelia, 6640 nucleotides. NCBI's taxonomy places the organism in Eukaryota, Ciliophora, Oligohymenophorea, Peniculida, Parameciidae. The record is from the annotation of a GenBank genome assembly.
AUGAAAAUUCACUUUUCUAUUCUAGUUCGAGGACGAAGAUAGGAGGGGCGAUAUUCUAGGUUUAAAGUGGAAGUGGGGGGUGAGUUGAUGAGUGUGAAUUUAUUGUUUUCAAACUUAACUUUGAAUAUGAUUAAUUUAUUAUUUAUAGGAAAUGCAGAAGAUAAAUGAUAGAAAGCAGAAUGAAGUUGCUAGAAGUUCUAAGAAACGUUUCUCAAUUUCAAGGGAAAUUGCAAAUAGAAAAAUGAGCAACUCUAAUUUAUUCUCGUCGGAGGAAAGUAAAAUAAGAAUGAUAGGAAGCAGACAUUCAGUUUCAUCUAUCAAAAGCAAAUAGAAAUUGAACAUUUCAAUGAACAAAGACUUAUCUUCAGGAUCAUCAUCUUUUUCUAGUGAUUCAGAAUCGAACAAGGAGAAGAUGGACUAAUCAAUAAUUUUAAAGGACAAUAUUGGUAUAAUAUAAUAAGGCCAAUCAUCCUUUUAUUAAGUGUAGGAUAAAUUAAUAUUGCCUAAUAUGUCAUUUGAAUAAGAUUUCAUAAAUCCGUUGGAUAUCUCUGAUGGAAUUGAAAAGUCUAUUUUAAAAGUUUAGUUUAUUGAUUUUGAACAUCGAUGGGGAAUGAAAUAAGAUAUCAAUAUUCAAAAACAAUGUGGAGGAGAUCAAAUGCUCCAAUCCUAAGUAAGCGACGGGAUGUCAUCGCAACGAUCCUUAAAGAUGUCUCAUCGUAGCAAAAAAGGAGCCUUUUAAUCUAAGUUGCAAGCAGUUCAAAAUAGAGUCAAAUAACAAUUAAGUGACAGUGACGAAGAUGACUACGUUGAUAAUGAAGAGGUAGAGGAUAAGUUAAAAGGGAAAUUUAAAAAACUGUAUGAAAGAAACCCAUUUGAGGAUCCUUACUAUGUUAAGUUGAAGGAUCUGCAUGGAUUUGAAAGAUUGCAAUAUGAAAUAAAUGUAAAAUUAACAUUUCCAUUGUUAGGCUUAUAAUGAUGAUAAAAAAUUUCUGAAUUUAAGAAAAUCUAUAGUCUAUUACUCAUUAUUUAUUCCAAUCUUAUGUAAAAGGAUAAUAAGGAGUGUUCCAUUCAAAAUCAUCAUGUCCUUUCUAAUUCUUUUUAAUGUCACACUAUACAUAUACUCUUAAACCAAUUAAGACCCUCUGUCAACCAAAGAUAUGGAAAAAGCAAUUAUGAUUUGUUUCUUGAUAGAGUUGGGGAUCAGAAUAGUAGCUUCAGGUGUAUUAAUUCCAAAAGGAGCAUUCUUCAAGAAUUUUUAAGACAUAUUUGAUUGCAUUUUGGUUGUAGUUUAUGUUUUAAACAUUAAUUAUCCUGAUGUAUUCAUAGUAGAUGUAUCACCUUUGCGUGUGAUAACUUUGUUACUGUAUUUAGGAGACAUCUUUUCAGGGUUGGGAGUGAUGUUGAAGGCAUUGAAAUAGUCUUUUAGAUUUCUCUUAGAGGCUUUAAUGAUAGUAGGAUUGUUUUCUUUAUUUUUUGCAAUCACGGGAGUUUUUUUGUUUCAAGGAUUAUUUAAUUAUAGAUGUCAAUAUGAUAAUGGAGAUGAAACUGACGGAUGGGUUCAGUGCAAUUAAAAUUCAUGUUAUGAGGAAGGAAUGUCUUGUAAAUAUUCAUCAUUCACACCAAAACUUCCGACUUCCUUCAACAAUGUCGUUUAUUCAUAUGGGCAAGUUUUGAGAACUAUUACUAUGGAUGACUGGAGUUGGGUCAUGUUCUUUACGAUGAGAAUCUAUCAUCCAUGGACUUGGUUGUAUUAUUUAUUCAUUAUUUUUGUUUGUGGUUUCUUUGGAUUCAAUCUAGUUAUUGCAGUCAUCAAAAUCCAUUAUGCUGAAGCUGCAGAGGAGAAUGCAAAGGAGGAAGAAAUGAAGUAAAUACAGUAGAAGAUUAAGGAGAACAGGGAAUUGCCAGAAAGAGAUAUUAUUAAUGUUUUUGAUGUGGCUUUUUUGAGAUAUAUUGAAUUUUUUCCUGUUAUUCAAAGAUAUCGUUUGGCUUUAAAAUCCCCUUAUCGAGGCUUUAAAUUAGAAGAAAAUGUCAAUGAAAAAGGCAAUUCAAAUAAGUAAAAGGGACCAAGAAUACUGUCUGCUAAACAAAAAAAGAAUGAAGAUUAAAAUCCAAAAGUAAUAAAAUAUUAUAACAUUGUUUUAGUAAGGUUAUUUUAAAAGGUUAUUUUAUAAAAUUUAGAAUUUAACAGUAAAAAACAUUCUAUUGCCAAAAUUCUACUUACUAAAUGAGAAACAAAAGACUAUUCGUGUUAAAAGAUAUACUGAAGACGAGAUUGAGUUGUAAAUAUUAGAAAGAUUAAAGUCUUUAUAAUUCUCCUAAUUGUAAUCCUGCGUCAAUUAACAAAUUCAUUAGAAAUUUGAAAGUGAAGGAGAUGUUUUGCCAACUUUAAAGUAAAUGAGAUUCCUCUAUAAAUAGUUUGCCUGAUUGCGAGAAAAAAGAAUUAGAAAAAGAAAUUAUCAACAUGAGGAACAUCAAAAUACCUGUCGUUUAUCCUGAUAUAAAAUAAAAAAAGAUUCAAUAAAUUGUAUAUGAUAAGAAGAAACUAAGUCAAUUUCCAAUACGACGGGUAAAAAGAAUCAAAUUGAAUGAGACUGAGGAUGAAUAAGUAGAAACCAACAACUCUUUGGAUCAAAAUCUUUUUUUUUAAAAACAAAGUAUGGCACAUUCUCAUAAACUCAAAUUUUCAUAAAAUGAAGGCAAGGUUCCAUUUGCCAUAAAAAAAUAAGACUAAAAUUGGGUCCAUAUCCAAGGAUAUUAUUUAAAUUACUCAGGAGUUGCAUUAAAAAUUAAUGCUAAAAUUCAGAAAAACAAAAACUCCUAGCCUUCCAAUGAAUUCUAGUAUAGAUUACUGAGAAGGAAGGAUAUUCAAUAGAAUUAGAUUUCAAAAAAAACUUGGUCUGGAAAUGAUGUUCUCAAAUUAAAUGAGUCUAGAUUGUUCAAUUUCAGAGAGGUGUUAAAGAGGCUUAAUUUUAUCGACAUCUAAAUUUGGAUGCUUGGGUUUUAAGGUAAAAUUGAAACUCUGCGAAAGUACUCUUAUAUUUUAAUUACAUCUUAACUAAGCUAAUUAUUUUUUGAUAGCGUAAUCUUAAUCAAUUUUACAUUUCUAUCAUUGUAAGGAAUAGCUGAUUCAGUAACAAUAUCUAAUGAGGAGGAUGUUUCGACAAUAUUUCUAUGCAUAGAAUUAGUAAUUAGAUUUUUUGCUUUUUCAUUCAAAGAUAUCUCUUAAAGUCCCGAUUAUGUUCUAUAGUCCUGCAUUGUGAUUUUGAACUUCAUUGAACUUACAAUGAGUUCUGUCAUGACAAACUUAAAUGAACAGAAUCUUAGGUUGAUAAGGGGGACCAAGUGUCUUCUGUUUUAUCGAGUGUUGAAAUAUAAUAAAAUGGCAGUGGCGAUUGGACAUAUAGCUUAGAGAACCUUCAGAUAAUAUAUAUAUUUGACCUUCUUAUUUUUUUUGGUUAUCUUUGUUUAUGCUAUGAUUGGCAUGGAGAUGUACGCUGGAUAUUUCGAUUAAACUGAUGCACUAGGAUAAUUACAUUCAUAUGAUAAUAUUCUAAAGGCGUUUAUGACGAUAUUCAACAUCUUAACUAAUGAUGAUUGGUAUGGAGUAUAUGUUAUGGGAGGAAAUAUCAACUAUAUAUUUGCCGUAAUUUAUUCGUAUUCAAUGGUUAUAUUACUGAAUUAUAUAACCUAUGGUUUGGUGUUGGCUAUAUUGUUGGAUGGUUUUGGAGCUAUAGACAAGGAAAUGCAGGAGUUGGAAGAAGAAAAAGAGUAAGAGGAGGAAAAGAAUAAUAAUGAGAAACAGGAGGAAUAAAACUCACAGAUCACAGAACAAUAGGAAAUAAACGAAUUCUAAUUGAAUUUAAAUCCUUUGAUAUCAUAGAUUAAUUUAAGUGAGACCUAAUAGAAAAAGUCUAAGUAGAAUUUAGUAUAAAACUUAAUGAAAUCAAUCAGACAAGUUCAUAAGGAGAUUUUAAACAAAUAUCCCACUUCAUAUGAUGGAAUCUAAUGCAAAUAAUCGUUUUAUUUAUUUGAAAAAGAAAAUCUUUUCAGAAAAAUAUGUUGCAGAAUAGUCACUUCAAAACUCUUCAAUUAAUUUAUGGAUGUUGUUUUAUAUUUUUCAAUUGUUGUCUUUGCUUUGAAGACAUACAAUGACUAUGAGAGCGAUUCUUCAUUUUAUCCUGAAGUCUUGCAAUUCAUAGCCAAUGUUAUAUUUCUGUUGGAGAUAAUUUUCGGUAGUAUUGCAAAGGGAAUGUGGAUGAAUAAAGGAGCUCAUAUUACAUACACAUGGUAAAUAGUUGAUGUCAUCUAUAUAAUUUCAUUCUUCUUCCAUUUUUUAUCAAAUCAAAACCAAAGCAUAAUCGUGGAUUUAUUUCUAUAUUUAGGAUACUUCAGAGUGAUGAAAUUGAUGUACAGAAUAUCAUGGUUAGACACACUUCGAUUGGCAUUAGGUAGAUCCUUAGCAGACAUUUGGAAUGUACUGAUUACUAUGCUUUCGGUGUGGAUUAUAUUUGGAGUCUAUGGAAUUAUCUUAUAUGAGCAGCAGUUUGGAUUUUGUGAUGAUAAAAUGCAAUUUGAAAUUAACAAGCGGGAAUGUUUAGACUAGAACAGGACAUGGAUCAAUUAUAAACAUAAUUUCGACAAUAUCACAAUAGCUAUACCCACUCUCUUUGUAGUGUCUACUUUUGAUGGUUGGGGUGAAAUUAUGUAAAUAUCAGAGAACAGUUAGAAUCUAAAUAUAGGCCCUGAAGCAUUUAAUAGCUACAUACAUACUUACUUCUUUUUUAUCUCAUUUUGUUUUAUUGGGUCAAUGUUUUUCUUGAGUUUAUUUACAGGAGUCUUAUUUUCAAACUUGAAAGCCAAUUAGAGCAAAAUAGAAAUGUCGGAUAUCACCAAAGCUCAACUUGAAUUUAUGGAGAUCUCAUAAAUAAUUAUUAAAGACUUUCCAUUGUAUUCUUCACCUCCCACGUCUAGGAUUAGAAGAUUUGCAUCUGAUGUAACAAACAAUAAUGCUGUUCAAAAGAUUAUGUUUUGUUUAUUACUGCUGGAUUUACUAGUGCUAUUGCUCUUCUUUUCAGAGAUGGAUGACAGCUUCUUCAGAAUUUUGAAUAAUACUCACAAUAGUUUAACCUAUAUCUACAUCAUUUGGAAUAUCUUACUGUUUUAAGCUUUGGGAAUCAAUAGAUUUUUUGAUAAUCAUUGGAGAAGAUUCUAUUUCUUCUUGAUUUUAAUAGCCAUUAUUGAUAUUAUAGCUGAUUUUGAAUCAGAUUGGGCAUUGGUCUAUUUUAGAUCAUCUCCAGCUGAUUCAGGAUAUCAACUCCUUAGGUUAUUCUUUGCCAUUAGAUGUUUAAGGAUAAUUUUGAUUUUCUAAGGAUUGAUUAAUUUGUAGAGAUUAAUGAGAGUCAUGGUUUUUGCUAUGCCAUUUUUGGGGAAGAUCUUCUGUUUAUUGAUCAUAACAAUGUAUAUUUUUGCACUUUUUGGCUGUCAAUUAUAUGGAAGAUUAGAAAAAGGUUAGGUGAUGGAUGAUUAAAUCAAUUUCUAAAAUGUUGCUUAGGCCAUGCUCUCCCUUUUCAAAUGCGCAUCAGGAGAUGAUUGGAGAACUAUAAUGACUGAUACUAUAUUUUAUAACCCUUAUUGUGCGGAAGAUGAAACCUAUUGUGGAAGCAUUUAUAGUUAAAUCUACUUCUUCCUGUUUAUGUUGCUGUCCAAUUAUGUUCUAUUAAAUUUGUUUGUCUUAGGCUUGGUGGAAUAGUUUGAGCAAUUCUUUAUGCUCUAAAAUUCUAUGAUUCAAACCUAUGUUGAAAAUGUGGAUAAGAUCAAAACCAUUUGGUGUAAGUACUCUUCCGAAACUCAAGGGCAAGCAAUGCAUUACAAGUUUUUGUGUCGUUUCUUAUUGGACAUAGGGAAACCUUUGGGUGGGGGAAGUGACGAGAAUUUAUGGGAUGUCGGUAAAUUAGCUUCAUCAUUUAAAUUACAAUGGUAUUUGUUAUCAAUAAUAAAAUAGUGAUCAUUUUGGAUACAUUCAAUAUAAUCAAUUAAUAUACGAACUAUUUAGAGUUUGUUAUCAUGUUGAAGUGUUCAAGAAUGGCAAUCCUUCUUCAAUCAAGAAAAUCAAGUAAUUCAACAAGGAAAUGCAACUCCGACUGAUAUAUUACAGAAGAAAUAGGUUCCUACAGAGAAGCAACAUCAGUCCCAUCCUGCAUCUGAAAGCCAACUUCAAUAUUUUACACGAUUAUCUGACUGUCCUCAUCUUAUACAAAGCAUGGGAGGCUUACUCUAGAAAACUAAUUAAGAAGCUCAACAUCAAAUAGAAACAAUUCACUGAGGAAGAUCUGGAUGAGCAGGAUUCUUCAUUUGAUAAAAAAUCUAUAAAUAACCAAUAGUAAUUAUUUCAGUCUAUUCCUUUAGCAUUGAUUAGGAUUGUAAUUAAUUUCUUGAAGAUGACCUUACACAAUAAGUUGUAUCUAAUGAAGAACCCCGACCAGAAAAUAUUCAUCCAAACACCAAUUGUUCAGAGGAAGACCAUCCUAAAAAGGAAGACAUUCCUGUUUACAGAUGGCAGAGUGAUUAGCAAUCAGGAGGAUUAUUUGAAUCAGCCUUAAUAUCUCCAGAUUAAUCUUUCAAAAUAAGAAAAUUUUGAUUA